Molecule: messenger RNA, 769 nt
Organism: Colletotrichum navitas
Lineage: Eukaryota; Fungi; Ascomycota; Sordariomycetes; Glomerellales; Glomerellaceae
Exons: 1
Coding region: 12-377 (121 amino acids)
Source: RefSeq, a predicted model, not a curated record
GACGACGGGCAAUGUACGUGUUCCAGGUAUGGCUCCGUAGGGCUGCAUGCCGUACCAGACCGAGAGCAGGGGUUCGGCUCGGAGGCCCCACAGGGCAGAGCGGAUCCUGGCCCCGUAUUGGCUGUGUUGGAGCUGACAUCGGCGCGGCCGCUGAGUGCCGCAUUAGUAAAGGAGCGAAUGGGAGCGCAGCGAGUGAGAUUCUUGCCAGGGAACCACUGGCAACCGGUCAGCCAAACGGUGCGGAAAGCCCGGUCGGACCAGGGGGUCGUCGUGAGACAUGGAGACAAGGGGACCGGGGAAGGGAGUGGGAGUUUGAUGAGCAGAGAAACACCCAAGAGACAGGCUCUGAUGAUCACACCGCGACAACCGAACCAUGAGAGGGUGACGAGGCCAUGUCAUUGGGAGUCGGGCUAAGAUACGUAGCCAAGGCCCGGGGUGGUUGCGGCGUACUGCAGCCAAUCAACCCGCCCAGGGGCCUUUACUUGCACAUCACCCGUCCUUUGCAUCUCGCCUUUGUCUCGGGAACCUAUCGAGGUAAGAUGCGGAGUCACCAGUUCCAAGGCUGCGGGGUGCUGACGUCUUGCCUGUUUGGCGAGCCGAGCUGCGGCCGAGACGCCCGGAGUCGUGCCUGCUCAUGGCAUCACGCUUUCGCCAAGACCAUCGAUGCAGCAAGAGAUGCGAGAAGUUUGGUAAGAUUUGUUGAGGAAGAGAGGAAGGGGUGACGGGAAGAUGGGGGGCGGCUUGGGGCGACGGUCACGUAAACGACAGG